UCCGCAGACAAACAUAACACAUAGUCUACAGAUCAGGCAUCAUUUUUGGUACAACAGAAUACACACAGUCUUUCAUUGUGUAAAAAUGUGCUAUGUCAACUUUUGUCUGAAUAAGAAAUAGUCCAAAGUGACAAGUAUUGAUUUUAACAUGAACAGUGAAGCGCAUUGGAUCACAUGAUAUUCACCAAAACGUCAAAAUUCUGCAGGAUUAUUUUGUGACACCAUAGAGACGAGAGCUGCAGUCGCUGCUCCCCUUCUGUCCGCUUCUUUUCAGUACAUGACAACUUCCUCCAUGAUUAAUGACUCUUUGGAGUUCAUGAUGUCUGUGAAUGAUUGGGUGUGUAGGCGUGUGUGCAUGUAUGUGUGUGUGUGGAUUCUGUAUUUCAUCUGAGUCUAUGGGUGAUAGAUCCAUUGACAGGCUUAAUAUCUGAAGGGCUAGGGAAGUAAAUACAAUCUGAUGAGUCGUGUUUAAUCGUUAGUCAUUGUUCAUGUAAGCAGAAAUCAAAUUCCUGGCAUCCAUUGGUUUUGUUUGCGACAAAGUCAGAUUCACGAGAAAAGCGGAAGCUCUCACUCCAUGAUUUGGGUCAAAAAUGAGAGCUGUUGUGGCCCGGCUCCUGAGUCCUGGCUGCGGUCCUGGCGCCCAUGAAAAAGGGCCUUCACAGACAGCCUUCUCUUAGAAUGCAGAGGGUGGUGGUGAUGGAGGGAGGUGGGGCUUGAACAUACAUAAGAGGCGAAGACAGUCCGCCAGUCCAAUUUGGCACGGCAUCACCAGACAAUUUGCUAUUGCUGAACCUUUUCAAUUGGAUCUUUUCAGUCGUUCAGGACCUCUUUUUACCCUCUUUCGGGGCUUCUAAGAAAAUUAAAAACACCCCUUGGCUUGAUCAUUUCUGGAUGAGAAACGGCACGUCAGUGAUGAGCCCGAGCAGGUUGCUGAGAACUGAGGCUUUGUCUUGGCUGACGGCUGUAGGAAACUUGUCCGGGGGCGAGUCCCACGCCUUGGUCCUGCAGCCUCUCUGGGACUACCUCCACCAGAACCACCACGACCUGCUCAGGAGCCCGCUCUUCCCAGUGGUCCUCUCUGUCACCACCUACUUCGUCCUGGUUGGUAUUUACACCGCGUUGGACCUGCUGGCUCCCACCUGGCCCUCCAUCAACCGCUACCGGCUGCAUCCGGACAAACCCAUCACCUGGCCUAACAUCUGGACCACCCUGGGUGUCACCGUCUACAACCACCUGUUCUUCAUCUUCCCCGCGGCAGUUGCGCAGUGGCUGUGGAGGCCGCCGACCCCGUUGCCUCCGGAGGCCCCCUCUCUCUGGGGCUUCUUUCUCGGCAUCCUGGGCUGCAUGGUCGUCUUUGAUUUCCAGUACUACCUGUGGCACCUACUGCACCACCGGGUUCCCUGGCUUUACCGCACCUUCCACGCCAUCCACCACCAGUACAACCAGCCCUUCAGCCUGGUCACCCAGUACCUUUCUGGCUGGGAGCUGUUCAGCGUGGGAUUCUGGGCGACAGUGGACCCCAUCCUGCUGAGGUGCCACUGCCUCACAACUUGGGGCUUCAUGGUCUUUAACGUUUACGUCUCCACCGAGGACCACUGUGGCUACGACUUCCCCUGGGCCAUGCACAACCUGGUGCCCUUUGGCCUUUGGGGCGGGGCCCCCAAGCAUGACGCUCAUCACCAGCGACCGGGGACCAACUUUGCCCCAUUUUUCUCCCAUUGGGACUGGCUCGGGGGAACCAACACGGUGCCAACCGCCUCCGGCCAAUCUGCCUCAGAAGAACCAGAAGACAUGGAAGAGAAAAAGGACUAAAGGACGCUCAUUGACUCAAACUCUUUUGUACCUUCUCACAUUCCAACACUCUUGUUUUUUUCUAUCUACACUCUUGCACCUUUUCCCAGUUUUUCUCAUCUUUCUUUGAUCUUCCAUAUUUUUUUACUAACUGAAUUUGUUGGAAAUCUCUCUGUUGUACCUGAACUGUUUGCUAAAAAAAAUGUAAGAGAUUGCUUCUUUCUGCAUUAAUGGAAAGUGAUGACUUAUAUUAUCCCUGCUCGUCUUAUUGAUUAGUAGUAAGUGGAACAUUGAUCAACAUAUUAGACGUGCAUUAAUGACUUUGACGAUUUAUUUGACAAAAUGUAAUGUCCGUUUCCUGUUUCACAGUUGGUGACUGUAUGAUGUUUCUAUGACGGGAAGCACUUUGAACUGCCUUGUGUCUGAAAUGUGCUUAAAGAAAUAAACUUGACUCAUUUUCAAGACUUCUCGCUCAUCCGAAUAUCUUGUUGUAUUACCGCUUCUCUUUGUCUCCUUCUCAGGCUGUUUUUUGUGCAUCUGCAAAAAGAAUGAAAGGAAAGAUAAAGGCAUUCGAAUCAGAUCUGUGUUGUCAAACCUUCCUCAGUGCCUCAUCUUGAGCAUUCGGUGGCACGGACGCUCGUCCUCUCUCUGCUCUAGCUUGCACACAUGAAUGGCCGUCUUUUAGCCGCGUCCCAGCAUCAAGCGUGGCCGCAAUGUUAAUCCAUCAAUCUGCCCUCCAGACAAAAUGCUCUAGCUGGAAGAGCAUUAAUGAGGCUCCUCAAA
Messenger RNA from Xiphophorus maculatus (southern platyfish), 2574 nucleotides. RefSeq names its product cholesterol 25-hydroxylase-like protein 2 (gene ch25hl2). Bases 892 to 1812 code for a protein of 306 amino acids. Gene Ontology annotation, molecular function: steroid hydroxylase activity; C-4 methylsterol oxidase activity; iron ion binding. Gene Ontology annotation, biological process: cholesterol metabolic process; sterol biosynthetic process. The record is from RefSeq and is a predicted model, not a curated record. The transcript has a single exon. NCBI's taxonomy places the organism in Eukaryota, Metazoa, Chordata, Actinopteri, Cyprinodontiformes, Poeciliidae.